AUGGCGACCCCCGCUCCGCUCUCUAUGUCUCUUGACACCAACGCCAAUGCUACUACUACUGCUAUUUCUACUGUUAAUGGAUCUGAACCCAUUGUCUUGACAGUCAAGACGCCGUUAGAGCGGCUUACAGAAGCAGUAAAUACGAAUCCACUGGACUUUAACUCGUGGGUCAGCCUUCUGACGCUCGUACAGAGUGAAACGGACACCCCGCGUGAGACGGUGGAAUCCACAUAUGAUCGGUUUUUAGCCGAGUUUCCGCUCUGUUUUGGCUAUUGGAACAAGUAUGCUUUGUAUGAAUAUGGACUUGGCAAGAAGGUUACGGCUGAUGGGGUCGGUACUGUAGCGACAUCUGACGAAGCAAAGCAAAAGGCUCGUGAAGUGUACGAACGAGGUGUUGUAGCUGUCAGAUACAGCGUUGACAUGUGGAUGAAGUACAGUGAGUUUCUCAUCCAUACGGUGCAUAGCCCCGUGGAUGAAACACGACCCAUCUUGGAAAGAGCAGUGAAGGCGUGUGGAGGUGAUCCUAUGGCUGGUCCAUUAUGGGAGCUCUACAUUCAAUUAGAGACUGUGAACAAUAAUAUGCCUCGUCUGAACCAAGUUUUUAAAUCAAUCAUGUACCAGCCGUUGCGAAAUCUUGAUGAAUUCUGGGAGAAAUACAACCAAUUUGUGCUAGCCCAGCAAUUAAAUACCCUGGCAACGUCUGAAGAGCAAAAGGCACUUGCUGGCAGUGGGGAAGAGCUCAUGGAUGAAGGAUUGUUGCGUGUCAAGAUCGUAAAUGCUGUGGAGGUUGUAAAGAACAAGACGAUGGAGGAGAUUUACCGUCGACAGGCUUUUGAAGCUGCAAUCGAUCGAAACUAUUUUCACGUGACGCCAGUGGCUGAGGCUGCAAUGAAGAACUGGCAUAGUUACCUAGACUUUGAAGAAGCAGCAGGGAAUGCAGCCCGUUGUCAGACGCUGUACGAGCGCUGCCUUAUUUCUUGCGCAAAUUACGAAGAAAUGUGGCUGCGUUACGUUGAGUGGAGCGAAAAAGUGCAUGGCUUUCAGGUAGCUGAUGCUGUGUUCCAGCGUGCGAUGACGAUCUUUAUCAAGUACCGCCCGUCCAUCUACUUGGAAUACGCUGCUUUUUUGGAAGCCCAUGACAAACUGCAACAGGCUCAAGAUGUGUACAUGCACGUAUUGUCUGAUGUGGCCCCAAAGCUCGCAGAAGCAUUCUUGUGGUACUGUAAUUUUGAACGGCGACGAGGAGAUAUUGAAACGGCGAAGACGUGGUUUGAGCGUGGAAUGGAGGCAGUCGAGACCGAAGUCGAAGCAUAUGCGUUUGUUGCUACCUCGUACGCUACGUUCCUUCACAAGCACGUUGGCGAUGUAGCAUCGGCCCGUGCAGUAUUUGAGCGCGCGGUACAAAAACAUGACGAGUCGGUAUUGCUUUGGCUGAAUUUCAUUCACUUCGAGGUCAAUGCGGAUGGCAAAAGUCCAGAAUUCGUGCCACGGGUCACCCGUGUUUACGAGCUUGCGCUCGAAGACAGUUGUAGUCUUUCGAUGGACGAGAAAAAUGAUUUGUGGUUCCAGUAUGUGGAAUUCAUUGAGAAUUAUGGCGAUAAUAUCACUCAGGUGCGCGAUUUACGCCGUAGGGAAUUGGUCUGGAAGCUAAAGCAUGCUCAGUCCCGUAAUCGCACGAUCAAGGUGCUGAAUUUCCAGCCUUGCCGUGAAGGCGAUGUGAACGAAUAUAACUCCAAUGUGGAACUAGGGAUGAAGCGUCCCCGUAUCACAGUCCCGCUCACUUCUGCGGUUCUUUCGGCCCCCGUAGUAGCAGCAAUAACACCCACAGCGGCAACAGCGACAACGCCGGCUGCAGCCUACUACCAAGGCUAUCAGGGAUAUGGAGCUCAGGUCCCUGUGUACUCUCAAGCCGACCCUACGGCUACUGCUGGCCAACAGACGUAUCCGCAAGCGCAAUACCCGAGCUACUACCAGCAAUAA
Molecule: messenger RNA, 1980 nt
Organism: Peronospora farinosa
Lineage: Eukaryota; Oomycota; Peronosporomycetes; Peronosporales; Peronosporaceae
Source: the annotation of a GenBank genome assembly